Molecule: messenger RNA, 2394 nt
Organism: Canariomyces notabilis
Lineage: Eukaryota; Fungi; Ascomycota; Sordariomycetes; Sordariales; Chaetomiaceae
Product: RNA-binding domain-containing protein
Exons: 1
Coding region: 1-2394 (797 amino acids)
Cellular component (GO): cytoplasmic stress granule
Molecular function (GO): mRNA binding
Source: RefSeq, a predicted model, not a curated record
AUGCAGGAUAUGUCUGGUCCUCAGCCGGGGCCCAGCGCUCCGGGCCGCUUCGGCCAUGCCUCGAAGCCCUCGAACAGCGACACGGGCUUCUCCCACGGCGCUUUCACCUCCAACAUUUCUGGCUUUGCUGACAGACAUCCUCGCCGCGGAAACAUUCCUACUAUCAAUACCCAGCCGAUCCAACACCAUCAGCAGGCACCCGCAAAUGGCGCCGAUCUGACCAGCCCAGGCACUGCUUUCGAUAUGCAGUUUACGCCUCUGCUCCCAUCUCAGCUGCUUCUGGGCAGCCCGUUCCAGCCGGGAACCCCGGCUGCAUUCGCAAGCCCGCACUUUCAGAACGUUGGCAGCUUUCAGCAGGCCCAGCAGCAGAGCCUCCAGCAGCAGCAGAACGGAGCGUCGAGCCCAGUUCAACAGAGCAUCUCCCCCCAGAUGUACCAGUCAAUUGUUUCGCCUUCGGCUUACGGUGCCCCUCAGUUCUACUCUCCGCAGUCCCCGACAGCGUCCUUCAACAAUGUGACGGGUCAGAUCCAGGUUCCCAUGCAGCCGACUUCGCCCGUGUCCAUGGGACCAGGGAUCGUAAGCGGGACAAGCCGGACAGUGUACUUGGGCAACAUUCCCCCGGACACCACUGCCGAGGAGAUCCUCGGGCAUGUGCGCAGCGGCCAAAUUGAGUCUGUCCGCCUACUCCCAGACAAGAACUGUGCUUUCAUUUCGUUCUUGGAUGCGAGCUCCGCCACUCAUUUCCACUCUGAUGCCAUUUUGAAGAAACUCUGCAUCAAAGGCCAGGAUAUCAAGAUUGGAUGGGGCAAGCCGUCUCAGGUGCCGACUUCGGUUGCUUUGGCUGUCCAGCAGUCUGGAGCCUCGCGAAACGUAUAUCUUGGGAACCUCCCUGAGGACAUCACCGAGGCCGAGUUGCGCGAGGAUCUGGGCAAGUUUGGUGCCAUCGACACGGUGAAGAUUGUGCGCGAGAAGAACAUUGCUUUCGUGCACUUUCUUUCCAUUGCCAACGCGAUCAAGGCUGUCUCGCAGCUUCCCCAGGAGCCGAAGUGGCAAUCGCCGCGCCGGGUCUACUAUGGAAAGGAUCGGUGCGCCUACGUUUCCAAGACUCAGCAGCAGAAUGCCGCGCAGUAUCUUGGAAUCGCUCCUGGCUACGCGCACAUGCUGACAGGUGCUGACCGUGAUCUUAUCUCAAACGCACUGGCUCAGCAGUCGGUUGCCGCUGCCGCUGUGGCCACCACAGCCGGUGGCAUCAGUAAUUUGGGCAACCGAACCAUCUACCUCGGCAACAUUCACCCGGAGACGACGAUCGAGGAAAUCUGCAACGUCGUCCGUGGCGGCCUUUUGCAUCACAUCCGAUACAUUCCUGACAAGCACAUCUGCUUCGUGACCUUCAUUGACCCCACAGCUGCUGCGUCCUUCUACGCCUUGAGCAAUCUCCAGGGGCUCAUGAUCCACAACCGUCGGUUGAAGAUUGGUUGGGGCAAGCACUCGGGUGCGCUUCCGCCCGCCAUUGCUCUUGCCGUUAGCGGAGGCGCCUCGCGAAACGUCUAUAUCGGAAAUCUUGAUGAGACUUGGACCGAAGACCGGCUGAGACAAGACUUCUCCGAGUAUGGAGAAAUCGAGCUCGUCAACACGCUGCGCGAGAAGAGCUGCGCCUUUGUCAAUUUCACCAACAUUGCGAACGCCAUUAAGGCCAUCGAAGCAGUCAGGGGUAAAGAGGAGUAUAAGAAGUUCAAGGUGAAUUUUGGCAAGGACCGCUGCGGCAAUCCGCCUCGACAGCUGCAGCAAUCACAGUCUCCGCGCGGUGAGCAGGUCCCGUCGCCACCCCCUAACGGCUCGAGCCAGAACGGCAACUCGCCUACUGGCGCUACUGGUGCCGCGGCCGCCGCUGCGCUGUUUAACACGACCAACAACCCCCUGACCAUGUAUCUCAAUCAUGUCUCGCAGCAAGCGCAGCAGCAGCAACAGCAGCAGCAACAUGCGCUGGUAGCUCAUCAGGCCGCACUGUUUGGAACGGCUUCCUCCUCGCCGAACGAGCCUGGCCUCACCCUGGAGGUUCCUCAAGGGCCCAUUUCGGGUCACCAGCAGUCAGCUAGUAUCUCGAAUGGAUACAUUAGCAACCCAAACACAUCCGGACCGACGACUAUUGGCGGUCUCCUCGCUCCUGGCAACCCUCGGGCCUCCCACAAUCGCGCCGUGAGCCUCCCCGUGCUGGCACCCGGUUUUGAGAACGGUGGGGCAAGCCCGAACAGCCUGCACGGUAGCACCGGAGGCAGUGAUGGCGAGCGCCGCGGACACCAGUACCAAGCAAGCUUUGGUGGUAUGGGUGCCGGAUUUGGCCUCGGCCUGCAGGGGAAUUUGAAUGGUUGGGUUGAGGAGGAGGUGGCCAACUAG